AUGGAUAAGCUGUGGGCAGGACCGAGUCAGUUCGGUGGGGCACCUUGGGACGGAAUAAUGGAAGACUUUCGCGAAAAUUGGGAUGUACAAUCAGAAAAAAAUACAAUGAAUAAGAGGGAAUUUUCUGGCCGAGAAGGGAUAUUGCCCCAAUCGCCUACAGAAUUUGAUCAUGAUACUCUUAUUAACCAAAAUAAGCUAUUACCAGAAGCUCGAACAGGGCUAGAUGUUACUUGGGAAGGUAAUAGCAACGCCUGGAGUGCAGCUCUCGGUGCUAUGGGAGGUGCUGGAACAGUCCUAGUCAUCGCGGCCUUGCUGUUUUUGUUCAAAAGACCAAAGAAACAAGAAAUGCCGGUGCUAGCACCUAUGGAUAUUGGACAAAAUUCCACCUCUGUUGUCAAAUGCGAGUUGGUGGACUUCACAUGUCCAUCGAGAACUAGU
This is a messenger RNA of Brenthis ino (lesser marbled fritillary), 438 nucleotides long. The record is from the annotation of a GenBank genome assembly. NCBI's taxonomy places the organism in Eukaryota, Metazoa, Arthropoda, Insecta, Lepidoptera, Nymphalidae.